Messenger RNA from Eucalyptus grandis, 1383 nucleotides. RefSeq names its product piRNA biogenesis protein EXD1. The coding region runs from base 352 to 1149 and encodes 265 amino acids. The transcript is spliced from 10 exons. Lineage: Eukaryota; Viridiplantae; Streptophyta; Magnoliopsida; Myrtales; Myrtaceae. Gene Ontology annotation, biological process: nucleobase-containing compound metabolic process. Gene Ontology annotation, molecular function: RNA binding; 3'-5' exonuclease activity. The record is from RefSeq and is a predicted model, not a curated record.
UUCACGAACUGCAAACGAGCUUCGAAAACAGUUGCGCUGUUACCAACUCUCAUUUUCUCAGUCCGGAACAAAAGAUUUGAUCAGCUCUGCUGCUAGAGAGAGAGAGAGAGAGAGAGAAGAAAGCUGGCGUCUUCCUCGCCCCCUCCGGCCCAGACGCGGGUCCCUCUGCCGCCGGACCCCGGUGAAAAUCCUGUAGAAGAUGGAGCUCAAUUUUCAUUGGUUCCCAUUCACAUUGUUACUUGUGCAACUCAACUUCCAGCUGAAUUUCUGGAACCCUCUUCUGAUAGGCAAUUAGUGAUUGGUUUUGAUUGUGAGGGUGUUGACCUAUGUCGCUAUGGCAGGCUUUGUAUCAUGCAGCUAGCUUUUCCAGAUGCUAUAUAUUUGGUUGAUGCCAUUCAGGGAGGUGAGAUGCUCAUGAAGGCAUGCAAGCCUGCACUUGAGUCUACGUACGUCACCAAAGUCAUUCAUGACUGCAAACGAGAUAGUGAGGCUUUGUACUUUCAAUUCGGCAUCAAAUUGAAUAAUGUUGUGGAUACUCAGAUUGCUUACACCCUUAUAGAGGAGCAAGAAGGAAGGAAGCGAUUGCCCGAUGAUUACAUAUCUUUUGUCAGCCUUCUUGCAGAUCCACGUUAUGGUGGCGUAUCUUAUCUCGAGAAGGAAGAAGUCCGUAUCCUCCUUAGGCAGGACCCCAAGUUCUGGACGUACAGACCACUGUCUGAAAUGAUGAUACGUGCAGCUGCAGAUGAUGUUCGAUUUCUUGUUUACAUCUAUCGCAAGAUGAUGGAGAAACUGAAUGCACGAUCCUUGUGGUAUCUGGCUGUUCGCAGUGCUCUUUAUUGUCGAUGUUUUUGCAUCAGUGACAACAAUCAUGCUGAUUGGCCGUCUUUGCCUCCAAUUCCAGAUGAUAUAUCUGCAGAGAAGAAUGCGCCAGAGGAGGAAAUCCUUUCUGUUCUUGAUGUUCCACCUGGAAAGAUGGGACGUGUUAUUGGAAGGAGAGGAGCUUCAAUUAUGUCUGUUAAGGAAUCUUGCAAUGCUGAAAUCUUCUUUGGAGGUGCCAAAGGUCCACCUGACAAGGUAUUCCUCAUAGGACCAGUGAAGCAGGUGAGGAAGGCAGAAGCCAUACUGCGGGGGAGAAUGAUGGAUCUGUAAUGAGAGGUGGCAAUUGCAUUGCUUCUCUUAUCCAUCAUCUUCACUAUUCAUGACAAUUAUGGCUUUCACAGAUAUUGGGUUUGGCUGUUGAAACGAUUGUGCUUGUUCUAACUGUACAGUGAAAUGCAUCAGUUGCUUUUCUAUACGCUUUCUCAAUCUAUACGCAUACAUAGAUUGAAUCCAAAUUGCGCUUCAAUUGGCAGUUGCUUGUUAAUGGAAUCGCCCUUCUAUCCA